AUGGAAUACAGGCUGGAGUUCAUGGUGCUGCUUGUUUUUCUGGCAGCAGCUUCAUCUGUCGCCCUGAGCAGAGAAGAGUUCGCAGAAGCGAUGGCAUAUUUAAGGAAGUAUGGCUAUCUGCACAUCCCACUGGACAGUAAUGGCCGAAGCCAUCCACCUGAGGAGGUCGUGGAAGCCCUAAGGAUCUUUCAGAAAGCAACAGACCUGCAAAUAUCAGGAAAAGUAGAUUCAGCCACGCUGACGAUGAUGAACAAACCUCGAUGUGGUCUAGAAGACUCUUUCAAUAACAGAUCUCUCAAAUAUCGAGUCAUGGGUUACUGGCGCAAGAAGAUGCUGACCUACCGCAUCUAUAAUUACACCCCUGACUUGGGUCAGGGAAAGACCCGUCUGGCCAUCCAGAGCGCAUUUAAGUACUGGAGUGACGUUUCACCUUUAAGGUUCAAGGAGCUGCAGCGAGGAAGAGCAGACAUCAAGAUCUCCUUUCACAGAAAAGACAAGACGUGUCCGGUCCCCUUUGAUGGGCGAGGUCACGUUUUAGCCCACGCUGACGCCCCUGAGUCAGGCAUUGUGCAUUUUGAUGAUGAUGAAGUGUGGACAGAGGGGAAGUCCUACGGCUCCAACCUGAGGAUUGUUGCAGCCCAUGAGAUCGGCCACGCUCUGGGCCUGGGCCACUCGCAGUACUACAACGCCCUGAUGGGACCUGUGUACAACGGAUACCGCGCCGACUUCAAGCUACAUCCAGAUGACAUACGAGGGAUCCAAGCUUUAUACGGAAAGCCAGAGAAGACUCCUCCAUCCAGAAAUCCAAAUACGUUAGUGCCAGAGGGGGCUGUUCCAGAUCCUUGCAAGGCCACUCUGGACGCAGUAAUGUUGGGUCCUUUGCGUAAGACAUACGCCUUCAGUGGUCAGUACGUGUGGACGGUGUCCAGCUACGGCUACAACACUCCCAUCCCGAUCUCGGCGCUGUGGAAGGAGCUGCCAGGGAGCCUCAAUGCAGCUGUUCACUCUCAGCGGACUGGCAAGUCCUACUUUCUGAAAGACGACAAAAUAUGGAGAUACACCGGCUUCAAACUUGACCACAGCUUUCCCAAACGCCUGGCAAAUAUCCCUGCUAACAUCGACUCGGCCUUGUACUUCAACAAGAACAAAAAACUCAUCUUUUUCAAAGGCUCUGGGUACUGGCAGUGGGAUGAAAUUGGCCCGACAGACUUCGGUUCGUAUCCCAAACCAACUGAACAGCUCUUCCACGGGUCACCCAGCAACACCGACGCUGCAUUUGCGUGGACAAACGGUCAGAUAUACUUGUUUAAAGGCAGCCAGUACUGGCGUGUGAACCAGAACCACCAGGCAGUAGAGAAGGCCUACCCCCUGAGCACCGCUGCACGCUGGAUGCACUGUGACGACUGA
This is a messenger RNA of Chelmon rostratus (copperband butterflyfish), 1407 nucleotides long. RefSeq names its product matrix metalloproteinase-19-like. Gene Ontology annotation, molecular function: zinc ion binding; metalloendopeptidase activity. The coding region runs from base 1 to 1407 and encodes 468 amino acids. Gene Ontology annotation, biological process: proteolysis; collagen catabolic process; extracellular matrix organization. NCBI's taxonomy places the organism in Eukaryota, Metazoa, Chordata, Actinopteri, Chaetodontiformes, Chaetodontidae. Gene Ontology annotation, cellular component: extracellular matrix. The record is from RefSeq and is a predicted model, not a curated record. The transcript is spliced from 9 exons.